Molecule: messenger RNA, 4475 nt
Organism: Pteronotus mesoamericanus
Lineage: Eukaryota; Metazoa; Chordata; Mammalia; Chiroptera; Mormoopidae
Gene: ADPRH
Product: ADP-ribosylarginine hydrolase
Exons: 5
Coding region: 241-1329 (362 amino acids)
Biological process (GO): protein de-ADP-ribosylation
Molecular function (GO): ADP-ribosylarginine-[protein] hydrolase activity; magnesium ion binding
Source: RefSeq, a predicted model, not a curated record
GCCCCGUGCCUGCAGCUGCCGGAGGAGACUAGGCCUCUGUCCGCACCCUGAACCGCCCGCCCCUGGCCCGCCCUUGUCCCACGCGCUCCACUCCCUCGGCCACCAGGUAUUCCACCGGCCACCAGGUACUGGCCGGCCUGCAUUCCCAGACCAGCAGAAGAGCAGCUGGGGAAGGACUCCCGAAACCCCAGGACUUGAACUCCAAAGGCUGUGUCAUUAGAUUUUUGAGACAGCCUUACCAUGUGUGCGGGACUAAUCGAGAGGUACGUGGCUGCCAUGGUGCUGAGUGCAACUGGAGAUGCUUUGGGGUACUUCAAUGGGAAGUGGGAGUUCCUCCGCAACGGGGAGAAGAUUCACCAGGAGCUGGCCCAGCUUGGUGGCUUGGAUGCCAUAGAUGUGGAGAGGUGGAGAGUCAGCGAUGACACAGUGAUGCACCUGGCCACGGCAGAAGCUCUCGUGGAAGCUGGAAAAGUCUCAGACUUGGAUCAACUGUAUUCCCUCCUUGCUAAGCAUUACCAGGAUUGCAUGGAAGACAUGGAUGGCCGGGCACCAGGCGGUGCUUCGGUGCAGAAUGCCAUGCUGCUGAAGCCAGACGAAGCCAAUGGAUGGAGGAUUCCCUUUAACAAUCAUGAGGGAGGCUGCGGGGCUGCCAUGCGAGCCAUGUGCAUUGGCCUUAGGUUCCCUCGCCUCAGCCAGUUGGACACACUGAUCCAGGUGAGCAUCGAGAGUGGCCGAAUGACCCACCAUCACCCCACUGGCUACCUGGGUGCCCUUGUGUCUGCUCUUUUUACAGCCUAUGCUGUGAAUGGCAAGCCCCCCCAGCAAUGGGGAAAAGGACUGAUGGAGGUGCUACCAGAAGCUAAAAAGUACAUUGUCCAAUCAGGCUACUUUGUGGAACAGAAUCUUCAGCACUGGUCCUAUUUCCAAGACCAAUGGGAAAAGUACCUAAAACUUAGAGGGAUUUUGGAUGGCAAAUCAGCCCCCACCUUCCCCAAGCCCUAUGAUGUGAAGGAAAGGGACCAGUUCUACACCUCGGUGAGCUAUUCUGGCUGGGGUGGCAGCAGUGGACACGACGCCCCCAUGAUUGCCUACGAUGCCAUCCUGGCCGCAGGAGACUCUUGGAAGGAACUUGCCCACCGAGCCUUUUUCCAUGGGGGAGACAGUGAUUCUACGGCUGCCAUUGCAGGCUGCUGGUGGGGAGUGAUGUAUGGUUUUAAAGGAGUCAGUCCCUCCAACUAUGAGAAACUAGAAUACAGAAAGCGGCUGGUAGAAAUAGCCAGGGCUUUACAUUCUCUUGGGUCAAAGGAAGAUACUGUAAUUGCCCUUUAGGGAAAUAUGAUGUUCAUUUCUGGUGGUUUUUUCCCUUUAUAGUCCCUUUUCUGCUCAGUUUCUUUUUACUUUUUCUAAAAUCGAGUCAUAACCUUGUACUUAGGAAAUUUUGAGAUAAGUCCCUUUGGCACCGGAAACUCAGUCUUCUCAGGCUCCUUCUGUUCUUCCUAAUUCUAUCCAUUUUCCUAUCAUGAAGAGUCUUUGCCUCAGUUGAUGGGGUUGGCAUCUCCCAAGCUAGAAAUCUCAUAAAGCCUUUUUUGAACCUUUAUUUACAUCAGCUAAUCUUUCACUAAUUUUUUUUUUCUGUUGUGUCAGGUUGGGUUCCCCCACAAGCGGACUCAGACAAAGAUUUGAGUACAAGUAGUUUAUUUGAGAGGCGAUUCCAGGGAGCACUGGUAGGACCAUGGGGAUGUGAGACAGGGAAGGCAGGGGAGACAGCGUGGGCAGGUUACCGCUGUCAGCAAGUGAGACUCAGUCCAUUUGGCUUCGCUUUGUAAGGCAUUCCUCACAGUGGUCCCACCUGAGGUACAAGCAGAUCUGGGUUUGCUUUUUUAUCCACUGACUUCCAUCUGACAUUGGAGGCCCUCACUGCUAAGUUCCUGGUGCUUCUUAGCCUGCCUCUUGUGCAAGCCAAACAUUAAUGUCUCAGGUAAAGACUCAGAUGUUUGCAACAGCAAGCUGUAAGAUACAGGGGAACAGCGAGCAUUGUAUGUAGGGUCCCAACAGAAUCUGCUAGAUGGUUCUAUCUCCUAAAUAUCCUUUAAAUUUAUCACCUCUUUUACCUUCUUGCACCAAGUAUUUUUCACUUGGGUUUCUGAAAUCCAGGCCAUUCAAGUCUGGGGAGAUGAUGCUCCUAGCAGUUGUUUGAACUUUCCUGGGCAUGGCACUUAGCGUGUUAUUAGUUUUUUGUUGCCUAUUUACUUGUAUUUAUUCUCUAGACAGAACCUAACACACAGAAAUAUGUAAUCAGUAUAUAUCAAAUGAAUGUUGUUAAUUAGCCUCCUAUCUCCAGUCUUGCCUUCUUCAUUACCCUGCAGAGUUAUCUUUACUAAUAACAAAUCGAUUAUGCUGAACUUCUAAACAUGUUCAAUGACUACAUAAGCCCCUCUUUUAAUUUCUUGAUGCUCUUUCCUCUCUUUUUUUACUUUGUAAGUUCAUACUGAUCCUUCAAGCCUCAGCUCAGGUACUCCUAGGUAAAAACUGCUCUGAUUACUCAGGCACAUGGUGGCUUUCUCCUCGCUGCACCCACAGCCUUCUGUCCCUAGCUUCACCACACUGAUCCUUUCAUGUGGCAAUUGUCUUCUGGGUCAACUUCAGGGCUCCCUAUGAGAGAUCGUGUCUUACUCUCUUUGUGACCUCUCUGCCUGGCCCCUGAGAGACAUUUAACAAAUGCAUAGUCUGAAAGUUCAGGAUUUGUUGAUGUGAAUGCAUUCUACAUGCAUUUCUACCUCUGUUUCCUGUGCCUUCUGCUUCAUGAUUGCCAGGAGUGACCUGGCCAAGAUACGCUGAGAGAGACUGAAAGUUUGAUGCUUUAACCAUGUCUGUGUGCUGACGCAAAUGAGACAAGGCUCUCAGCUCUGUAUUUGAAGCAGGACUCCGGCAAAGGCAUUGGAUUUCUCAUUCUUUUAUACAUAAAGGGAGAGGGAAAUCCUGAAGCUCUUUUUCUGGCUCAAAAAACUGUCACACAUAUUUAUGUAUUUCAGAAAAAAAGUGUGUUUUAAGUAUUACAAGUAGGACAGUGGAUGCUUCAGCAGGGCAACCAAUCAGAAUUGUAGACUUUUAGGAAUGGUGGGUUACAAUUCACAGGACAUAGUAAUAAUCUUUUAAAAUUCAGGUGUCUUAAAGGACUCUUUUGUAUAAAUAUUUUGAGGACAGUGUUAGAAUAAUAGAAAACAGUAUAUACAUUUUUACACAAGAUUCCUGAGGAGACAAGUAAGUUGGAGAAUCUCAGGUCUACUUUCAAUUUCCCACCUGAUAAAAACUGACUUUAUAAUGCUGAAUAGCGUGUUUAUCUGUGGUUGUAGAACAGAAACCAUUUUCUUGAGCAUGUCGCUUGUUGAGAUGGUUGGGUGGUGGUGCUUUGAUGUGGUCUGAAGCUGUCCCCUGGGUGUGCUGGCUCUAUGUCCUUCCAGGAGGCGCAGGCCAAGGUCAGCCGCUGCCUGAGCUCUGCCUGGGGCCUCCCAGCAUGAGCUACAAAACAGUCUGCUGAUGGCGCUACUUGUGCUGGGCCUGGAGGUGGCCAGGCUAGGUCAGGCUGUGCACCAAGGCCAGCUACCGCUGGUGCCUGGGGCUACUUAGAGUUAUGGGGCGUGCUGAGGCCACAUGCUGCUUGUUUGAGAGAUUAUAGGAAAGUCUGAUGCUUGAGCCAAGACAGACAAUUUGCAUGAAAAAGCCACUAGAAACGUCAUAGUGGGUGGCGUGGGGCCUCAGGGAAUCACCAGUUCAGGGAACAGUGUGAGCCUGGUUGAUGGAGACUUAGACAUGGCGCCUGCCUACUACCUCUGUGGAGAAGGGGCUCAGCAAAGGAACUGUGGACAAAAAGGGGCCACAUGCUAAACCUGAAAAGCUCAGGGGAGGCCUAAGUAGCUGUCUUUCAAACUCAGGGACCUAAGGUAACCACAUAGGACGGUCUGAAAUUAAAAACUUUCUAACUGAAAGCAAGGCAUGGCAGGCAGUCAUAUCCCAGGCUAGAAUUUUCCAUGAUAAAAAGUGAAUCUUUACCUUAAUUGAGCCUGUCUCUUGUCUUUUGUGUCUAUGAUAACAAACCUUUGGAACAUCAAGGUAACUUCCCUUUUCCAAAACCCCUCAGGCACAACCACCCACCAGAGCAGAGACCACAAAUCCCUUCAUUGUUUUGGUGUUAAUUGUUGACCAGUUAACUAUCUUGUAUCCACCUAUGUAAAAGAAGCCUGUGUCUCUCAUUUUACUUUUUAUCCAAUUCCAGAGGUCCCCCUUGGCUUUCUCCUGCCUCCCAAAUCUAUCACCAGUGGAUUUCAUGUAAACCUCUUACCCAUCCUCUUUUGAUUGAAAUGUAUAAGAUAAGGUGCAAAACUGCCAUUUUUCAGAGCAUUUUCUCAACUCAUUGAGGUUUUGCUUCCUAGCAAUUGUUGUUGUCAGUUUGGCUCAAAUAAACUCACAAAAAUUCG